CGACGAUUGGGCGGGCUCAAGCCACUCGGGAGGGGCGGGGUUUCGGCCGCCUGCCGCCGUCCGCCCUGCGGCGCCUUCGCCAUGGUCGCGCCGACUGUCGUGGGCGGGAUCGCUUGUUGCUCGCCAGGCGCCACCUCUCCUGCCGCCUGUGGCCGCGCCGGGCCGCUGCUGGCUGGGUGGCGCCGCCCGCGGCGGGUGCCCGCCGGGGUGCCGCUCGCGGCCGGGGCGACGCCCCCGUGGACGCGGUCGGCGUCGGCGUCGUCGUCACUGGGGCGUCGGGCGACGGCCCCGUGGACACGGUUGUCUCCGCGGCUCGGCCAUGGAUGCCAGCGGCGUGGUCCCCAACUACAGCCUGGCGGAGCGCAGCAUGCGGUUGCCGCGGCUACCAACGCCCAGAGAAGAGCUGGAGGAGGGGUACACAUGCGAGUGUGGCCAUGCUGCCCCGGCCGGUUCCAACUUCUGUCCGAAGUGUGGACAGGACCGCGACCACGGCUCCGAAGCAGCCUCAGUGCGAUCGAGGAGGCUAUCCAUCCGGGUCGAGAGAGGCGAGUUGUGCAGGUGCGGAACCAUGUUCGUCCAUGGCGCGCAGUUCUGCCAGCAGUGUGGUGAGGAAAGGUACUUUGGCGAGGUUCCAGACGGUUGUCUUCGCAGUCGCCGAUUCAGCAGUGGCCGCGUGGAUUUUCCUCUCGAGGGGGCUGGAGGUGGAUUCUCGUCAAAUUCUGCGGGUUCUGGAAAGAGCAGCAUAAGAAGCAGUUCGAGUCGGGGAGCGCUCCUGGAGGAAACUGAGCAACUCGAGCGGGAGCUGCAGAUGAUGAAAUCAGAGAGAGAUGAGGCACUUCGCAGAUUGGAAAAGCUGGAGCGGAAAGUAGCCGAACGAACUUUGGUGGAGCAUGUGGCCGGUGCUUGGAUCGACAUGGCCGAAAAGUUCUACAUUGGCAAGAAGAUUUUCUUUUACAAAGAUGGUUGGUCGAUCGGGGAGUUUUUCUCGGAGCCAAGGCUUCAGUGGGAUACCAGUGAUGACGAGAAGAUCAUUCUGCAGGACGGCGAACAGCAGUGGGAGCUCAAGACGACAGUCGGCGACCGGCUGCUAAUCGGGGGCUGUGUCAACGGGGCCCGCGUGCAGUUCGAGCUGACCCGCACGGAGUGCAUCAGAACAGUGAUUGCGCCUCGCCUCAACAUUUACGACGCAGUGUCUGCAAGCGUGGGCGACCGUGACCACGACCAUGACAUGCGGUCGCCGUUCACGGUUCGCGGCUUCGACGCAUGGACCGAAGAGGCGGUACUGAAGGCCACGGCGACCGAGGUGGAGGCGUUCGAGGCCGAGUGUGAGCAGGAGGCGGCAAUGGCAGAGCUGGCCGCAGAGCGGCUCGGCGAGCUGCACGGGCUGCGCGGGGAGGCGCGCGCGGAGCUGGCGGAGCUCCGGACGGCGCACGAGGAGGCGUCGCUCCGGCAGCGGGAGCAGAUGCUGGAGGUCGAGUUCGCCGCGGCUGUGCGGACGGGGAGCCGGCUGGGCCGGCAGGAUUCGUGGCUGGGCGGCCAGCUCGGCCUGCACGACGAGGGGAGCGACGAGGAGAUGCGGGAGGAGCUCGCCGAGCUGCGCGCCGUCGAGGCGGAGCAGGCGCGGCUCUCGGAGGAUCUGCAGCACAGCCGGGCCCGGGAGUGCAUCGAGGCCACGAGCGCUCUGCUGGAGCGCCAGGCGGCGCAGGAGGCUCGCUCGGCGGCGGAGGCCCUGGAGGAGCGGGCCGUGGCGCUGUGCGAGGAGCUGCGGCGAGAGGGGCUGGAGCGGCGGGCCCUGCUGCAGGAGCUGCGGGAGUCCAGGGGCUCCAUGGCGGAGCGCGAGGCGGGUGGGCCUGCCGAGGCCAGGGAGCUCCGCCGCGCCUGCGCCGAGCUGAAGAAGGAGCUCGUGGGCGUGCGCGGUGCCGAGCAGGAGGCGUACGACCAGCUGAGCCUGCUGGAGAAGCAGGUGGCUCAGGUGCGAGCCGACGCAGCCAGCGACCGGCAGGGUGGCGAGAUGGAGGCCGCCGCAUUGCGCGCGAGGCUCGAGAGGGCAGAGCUGCUACAGAGGGGCGCCGCGGUGGAGCUGGAGCAGCUGGCCCAAGCGCGGCGAGACGUCGACGUGCUCCAGCAAGAGUGCACUCUAGCGCGAGGCGAGAUCCACGACGUUGCCGACAGCACGCGCGCCGAGGCGCGGCGUGAGGCAGAGGCGCUGCGGCACGAAUGCAGGCAGAUGCGCGCGGCCGAGCAACAGGCGAGCGCAGCUGCGAGGCGGCUGCAGAAGACCCUCCAGGAGCAGAGCGACGCCAUCGGCAAGGUGUGGCGAGAGUGCAGGGCGCAGCGAUGCGCUUGAACCAACAAGGCUGGCCGUGGCACCACGGUGCGAUCUCUCGCAGAGUUCUUGGUGGGCUUGUCUCAAGAUAAUCCGGCAAUCGUCCUCUGAAGAUCUUGACCUUGACGUCGUUGACGAUCCCUUUCGUGAGGAUCCCUCGUCAAUCAGCAGUCGACGACGGCUGCAUAAGAUCAUUCGCACCAUUUUCCGCUGCACGCGGCGUACCCUUUCUGCCAGGUCUUGCGUCAGCAUCCAUGUAUGACUGCCAUGGAAAAAGAUGCCAGAGACGUGCCCAACCUCUGGUCCACGCGAGCAAGAACAUGA
Prorocentrum cordatum is the source of this 2650-nucleotide messenger RNA. The record is from the annotation of a GenBank genome assembly. NCBI's taxonomy places the organism in Eukaryota, Dinophyceae, Prorocentrales, Prorocentraceae.